This is a messenger RNA of Babesia ovata, 4341 nucleotides long. RefSeq lists its product as uncharacterized. Lineage: Eukaryota; Apicomplexa; Aconoidasida; Piroplasmida; Babesiidae. The record is from RefSeq and is a predicted model, not a curated record. The transcript is spliced from 5 exons. The coding region runs from base 1 to 4341 and encodes 1446 amino acids.
AUGUCUUUCCUUCAUGGAGUUCUUGGUGGGGUGAAGGAUGAUGAUAACGUUACAAAAUAUAAUGACAAUAAUGAUAUUAAUAGUGUUAUUACCACUUUACAUACUGCUGUAGGCAAAGGCCGUGAGGCCUUCCAGGCCGCCGUGGCUAAGGUGGGGGAGAAGACAAGAGGAGUGACUGCGGAAUUAGGUGGACAAUACUAUCAUCAUAUUGCAAGUCAGCAAGAGCGGCCGCUUAAAGACCAACUGUACGAGUGGACCAAGACGCUGGGAGACAUUACAGGAGACCUUCACAAACUUGAAACUAAUAAUAUUAGUGAAUUAGACACAUCACUUAGAACACAGAUAGCGCACAAAGUAGAGCCGAUACAGAAGUCGGUUGAGGUGCUGAUUCGGUCUGCGGGAAAUCCUGAGUUGCUGACCCAGGUGCAGGCUGUUGAUGACGAAUUAUUAAAACAAGAGGAGUAUAUCCAAUCGGAGAUUGCUGAAGAAGCGAGAAGGGUUGAGGAGCAGUUGACGGAAGAAUUCGAGAAAAUAUGGAAGGGUAUUAGAAACGUGAGUAUAACUAAAGAUGGUCACCUGGAGAGGGUUAAAGAAACGAUUAAGGAUGCAAAAGAGCUUCUUGAGGGAAUGAAGGAGUAUGCGGAUGUUUUCAAACAGGAGCAGACGUUUAAGGAAAACGUUUUGUAUGUGUGGUUGGACGAUAUCCUGAAUGAUAAUACUGUUGUUAAUGGUAGGCUUCAGAGGUAUAUUAAGGGUAAGAGUACUGAGCUGACUGGCAACUUUGAAAUUGAUCCGUCAUUGCGUAAUGCAAUUAAGAAGUGCAUUACUGGAGCACUAGAAACAGCCAAAAUCAUUAAUCCAGGCUGUGAAGCUGCCACGAAACAUAUCGAGAAAAACGGCACUGUUCAAGGAUAUAUCGACGCUGUAAGAAACGGUCUGGAAUCAUUUGCCAAGGAGCUUGGAGAGAAGAUGAAAGAAAAAAAGCAUAUUGAUGCUGAAAAGGUAGCCACGGCGAUUGAGAAAGAAGAUGGAAUAGACAGAUUAGACAAGGAUAAGGCUCAUAAACACUAUCUCGAGUUCGCGAUUCGAGCCACCCUCCCCGCUCUCCACUUCGCCGCUAAGCAAACAUGGAAAACUCUCGGAUCGUUCUCUAGAGCGUCAAUGAUUGGCCUUUACCUGGAGCCGGCUAUAAAGAAGGUGGAGAACAUAAAAGAGCAAUUUGAAGACAACCAAAAGAGUCCAGGUGAGAAAAUUGAGACAGCAUUGGCGGAAGCGAAGAGGAGAAUUUAUGAGCUUGGUGGGCUUUUGAAAAAUGAGAGCGUUGAGGGCUCGAUGGUUUAUAAUUUGGAUGAUAUUCAGAACGUUAUUCAGAAACUGGAUGAUGUUAGAAAAGAUUCAGAAGGAGGCAAGGUUCAUGAGAGGAGAAAGGAAGCGGAUGGUCUGAUUGAGGAGUUGAGAAAGCGACUCUACAAGCAAAUGGAAAAUAUCACCGAUAUAGUGGACGACGCUAAGAGAGCAUUGACAAAGUCCAUCAGCGACUUAGUAGAUGCAUACAAUAAAACCCGAAAAGAGCUGAAAGAAGCCAUAGAAGAUCUCAAAAAUAAUGUCGCCCAUAUUACCGAAGAUGCUUUCAAAACCCUCACCUCCGAGGUGAGAAAACUCUUCACAACCGAACGCAUCGCAGACCUAAAUGCCCUCAAAACUCUCGUCGAGCAACAAAAAUCUUAUAUAGAAAAAAUAAUAGAAACCGACAAAAAAACAGGCCUUAAAGGCCUUAUGCCUAAAAUUUACGGCGGAGCGUUUCCCAAGAUUGGAACUCUCACUACGAAUAACAAGCUACAAGAUUUGCAGGAAACAGCUAAUCGGACGGUUUCUGAAAGUUCACAAUAUCACAAGAAAUUCACGGAUUUUUCCGGUACUCUGCAAUGUCCCACCCCCCAAGUCGACCGCCUCAAACAGCAACUGGACACUUUACUCACUAACCUAAAAAACUCUCACAAAGAUAAAUUGUAUCACUUCGACCACACGUUUACUUCUGACCUAGCCGCACUUAACGAUGCGCUUUCACUGCUAACCCCCAAGCAGUUCAACGGCCACCAGCACCCUGAGCUGCUCGACGCGCUCACCGCUGGAGCGAAGCGACUGGCGGACGAACUGGGCAAACAGUACGUGAACAGGUACAGCGGACUCAAGUGGAGUGGCCUCAGUGAGGGUGAUGAAGCAAGGUGUGCUAAGGUUUUACUGACAGCCUUGAGAACUAUAAGCCGCGAUGUGAAUGAGAUUUAUACAAACUGCGAAGAUCCUUCCAAAUAUUCUUGGAAGAACAAAACGCUCUGUGAGACAAAUGGCGACAAGGAAAAUCCCCUCGGCCAAUUCCUACAGCGUUGCGGUUUCGUCAUCGCCAAAAAACAAGACUCCAAGGACGGCGAAUCGCAAUGUAAGACAAGUAGGACGGGCGAAGACAUUUAUAAAAAUCUUGUAUCAUCCACGGUGUCCGCGACGUAUAGCUCCAACAGCCGUCCUGUUAUCGGGACAAUUGAAGACAUUUUCACUUACCUAUCCAGAUACAAUAAAAUCGGUCACCUAGCUACAUUCGCCGCUAAAAGGCAUCCGUGCUCUGUCAACGAGAUGCUGUGCUGGCUCACUGGGCUACCGCAUAACGGGGCUUUCGGUGAACUUGACAAGCACCUUGAGAAGCUAUCUAAUGAUAAAGCUUACGCCGCCGUCGCAUCGAAUAUAUUCGAUGUGAGAACGUAUUCCAUUAAUAAAAUAUGCAAAUAUGCACAUACUCUUCUAACCACUAUCGCCGGUUACGGUGAUGCUGAGUGCGGGUACGCCUGUGACUACUCCAACAAUUCACUUAAUCUACACUAUCCCACAUCGGGAGACGGCUGUCUCCAAAUUCUCGUUGACAUCUUCCGCAGAUUAUUCUUACCACUUAGAUUCCUGCAGCGGCAGUGUGCCGUCAGCACAUUCCAUUACGGUUGGCGCCAGUGUCACUACGGUAGGGACGUCCCACCGUAUAACUGGCAGUGUAACACUCACUUAACCGAUGAAGCAAAGUGCCAGGCAAAUAGUCAACCAAAAUGCCAAGCAAACAGCGAACCAAACGAUAAACCAAACUGCCGAGCUAGAUCACCAUUAAUGAGCUUUUUCACUGACUGCUUACCAGGGCACUUACCUCACCAACUUAACAGUGUUGGUUGCACAUCUAAGUGCUCUACAUGUCCUGGAAAUAAACCAGGAAUGCCGUGCUUGACGCCACUUGGUUUUAGAGGCUUUUCCGGCAGCGUGCGUAAGGGCAAAGACAUAUGUGAUAUUCUUGAUAUAUUUUUCAAUAUCCGCAACUUAGCAACCUUUUUCUGCCUCGCUCCCAAGGCUCCGGCAACGCUUCCAGAGCACUUUGCCUUUUCAUUGUGUCUUGUAACGUCUCUCACAACUCCGAAAUCAAAUAAAAGUGCAGCAGUCAGAACAUUGCAAGAAUCUUUUACAGAAUCUGUCGCCAAGCAGUCCAUUGACCUAUACACCACGGCCGCUAAUAUCACAAGUGCUCUUAGCGACGCCUACGGCAGCAGCCAGAAUUACCAUGAUUCUACCAAACAUCAUGUUACCGCUUUUGAUGCCGACGGGAAUGAAACUAAAAGUGGUGACUUGUCUAGUCUUUCUAUGACAACCACAUGUUCCGGUCAGCAGUGCGCUCCAUAUCUCUCCACUCUAUGCCACGACGCCUAUUACUGCCUUGCCGAAAUGCACUCCAAUCUCUACCUGUCCUGGGCUCUCUAUCUACCCUGGAUAUUAUGGUAUUACCUUGAAUGUCUGUGCAACGCCUUCAAGGAUAUCUAUUGCCAGGAUUGGGGGUGCCGCAGUUGCCUUCAAGGCAACAAAUGCAGGCGUGGACAACAUGGGCUCAUGGACGACAAAACCAAAAAUCCCAAUUGCAGUUGUAGCAGCAUGGUUCAGUGCAAGGGUGUUACGCCUACACUAUAUAGGUACGGGUUUUCACUGGGCGCACCAUGGAUAUUAAAUGAAAAGAACUGUCCAAAGACGUGCACAAAUUUCCACGAGCAGUUGGUAAAUGUAUUAAAAUCGAGACAUUUCACAGAGCUAUUUAAAACGUGCGAUGAAUACCUUCGUGUAAUAAGACAUCCCUUUAUGACCACCUUAUUAGCCCUCUGGUCGCUGUCGCUCCUGUACCUGCUGCACAUCGCCGUCGUCCGCCUCGACGUCCUGAGGAUACGCUCCCACCUGAGAUCACCCGCAAGCCACCGCAUCGCCGCACAGUCCCUCCUCGCCGCCGCACGCGUCAAGGCACUCGCCAACGUCAAGUACUUCUCACCAUAA